Molecule: messenger RNA, 1990 nt
Organism: Ruditapes philippinarum (Manila clam)
Lineage: Eukaryota; Metazoa; Mollusca; Bivalvia; Venerida; Veneridae
Product: E3 ubiquitin-protein ligase TRIM71-like
Exons: 1
Coding region: 28-1764 (578 amino acids)
Biological process (GO): positive regulation of DNA-templated transcription
Cellular component (GO): chromatin; nucleoplasm
Molecular function (GO): ubiquitin-protein transferase activity; zinc ion binding
Source: RefSeq, a predicted model, not a curated record
GUGAUUUGAACAUUUCAGGUUAAUUUAAUGAUGGCCGUGCCUGGAAAAAAGGCAUCUGAAAAGGCAACAACUCUUUCUCAAGGUUGUGCUGAAGAUUUUGAAGUUUACUGUCAGCCAUGUGACAGAGAUGAUGUUAGACAACCUGCCUUUGGAUACUGUGUGGACUGUAAGGAGCAUUUAUGCCAAGCAUGUUUCAUCACCCACAGGAAACCUAAACCAUCACAGCAUCAUCAGCUUCUUGACAAAGAGCACAUGCCCAUGAAACAAAACCUUCAGAUUGCAUCAAAAUCUACUCCUACUAAAAAAGCUGACAGUCUAACAAUGCCGUGUUCUAAGCACACAAAAGAAGUGAUCAAGCUGUAUUGUCAUAAGCAUGAUGCACUGUUGUGCAGUGUAUGUGCUGCCCUUCAACACACACCACCAUCCUGCCAUGUAGCCUACAUACCUGAUAUAUCACAACAGACUUUAGACAGCAAUGAGUUCAACAAAACUUUGAAAGACCUGGACCAAAUGACAGAAAAAUGCAGCAAGGUUACAAAAGAUCAAAAACAAAGGGUAGCUAAAUCAACAACUUCUCUUGAAGAUGCUAUUACACAUAUAGACAACUUCAGAGAAGAGAUUAAUAAAAGAGUAAAUGAACUAGAAAAAGAGGCUAAAGAUACAGCAACAACAAUCCAACAUGACAACAACAAAAAGUUGACAACAACAGAAACAACAUGUGAGAAUCUUGUCAAAUCUCUUCAAGUGUCUGCCGACUCACUCAAACAUCUCAACACGAACAAGAAAGCUGAUCAACUGUUUACUGAACUUAAAAUAGCUCAGCAACUGAUUAAAGAUAGCGAACAAGGAAUAUCACAACUACCAGCAGUUGAAAAUACUCAUGAAUAUGUCUUUGAACCAAACAAAGCCAUCCUAACACUCCUUCAGAAUGAGAAAUCAUUUGGAACUAUGAAACAUAAAAAUCAAAAACAGUCAGCUGAGCCACCAAAUCAAUCUGAAGCAGCAAUAAAAAGCUUUGGACAUAUCUUAAUUGGAUUUGGUUUUAUUUCGGGAUUGGCUGUUUCUCCUCCAAACCAUUUAUUUGUAGCAAGACGUGAUGACCAAUCAAUUAAAAUGAUAGACCUAGAAGAUAUUGAAAAAGUCAUUCAAAAACUAUCAUUUAAAUCAGGACCCUGGGAUUUAACAGUAAUCAACAAAGAUACAAUUGCUGUUACAACACCAUGUAUUGGAAGAAUUCAGUACCUUUCCUUCUCCUCCAAUACCCUCUCACUGAAAAGUAAACUGAAAGUUGGUGGCAAAUGUUAUGGUAUCAGUCAUCAUCAGGGAAAACUUGCAGUAACUUUUUUACAUCCUGGUAAACUCCAUAUCAUGAACUUAAAAGGUGUCAUACUCAAUAAAGUGGAAAAAGAUUCAAAUGGUGAAGAUAUCUUUGGUGAACCUGAAUAUGUUGAUACAAACAGUCAAUCAAUCUAUGUAUCUGACCAUAAGAAGUCAAUUAUGUGGUUUAACUGGCAGGGGGAGAUGAUAGGCAGGUAUGAUUUAGGUAAAACCCGUCGUAGCAUUGCACUGUUAGAAGAUGGGUCCCUUUUAGUUAGUGAUUAUUCUAAUAGUAUCAUAUAUAGAGUAAACGUUGACUGUAAAAUAAAAGAGUAUCAAUUUGUACAAAGCUCACUUGAGGCCAUAUGUUGGUGUCCAGAAACCAGUACACUUUAUAAUAGUGGGCAAGAUCGUCCCUUUAUCAGUUGGUAUAAAAUGAGCUGGUAAAUGAUGGGGGCAUGACAACAUAUGAUCAGGUUACAAACUGGUUCACUGCAAUUUUUCUAUACUUUUAAAUGAGCAUAAAAUGUGACACACAAAAAUAUUGACAUAAGAAAAAAGUUCUCAUAUACUUCUAUUUGACAGUGUCAGUUUUAGACUGUUCAUAUAUUGUUUUGUGCCAGUGGUGACAUUUCACAUACUGUGUAAACUGUUAAAGUCAUGAUUAGUUGGA